Molecule: messenger RNA, 3007 nt
Organism: Prorocentrum cordatum
Lineage: Eukaryota; Dinophyceae; Prorocentrales; Prorocentraceae
Source: the annotation of a GenBank genome assembly
UUCUGUUCUCUCGGGAGCGUGUCGUCUCAGGUCUCUCGGCCCUCGCGGGCUGCCCACAGGAGGCGAGGGAGCAAAUGUCAGUCCUACUCACAGGGGGGCGACAAACUGCGGUCUGUCGCUGACUCAGCACCCUCGACCCACCAACCCUCGCGUGGGCGGGCCCACAGCUCAAGCGCUGCAGGAAGUGCUGGCAACCCGCUGCUGUCCCAACCUGAAGGGGGGAGAAGCCGUGGGGUCGGACGUAACGUUAGCGAGCUGUGCGUGCAAACGAUGCGGAUGAGCUUGGCCUGCGCAUGAUCUCGGACGCAAUGCCAGCUCCGAGAAGUGGCACGAAGCUGCUGCGCUGGGACCACAUUCUCCCGCAGGAGACCGACGCCAGCACUGCAGAUGGCGACGCCCGGCUCUUACCUCGCGUGCCCCACCUCUCCGAGCAACGACGAUGCCCCUGUCGCUGCCCGCCCUCCUCGCACGCCGCAGGACACCAGCGGCGCAAAUUGCGGCCUCCGUGCAGCGACUGCGCAUCCGGCCACUGCCCGACUUGCUCGCACGCUCUGCUGCCGCCACUGUGGCCGUCGUCCUUCGCUGAGCACUCCCCGAUGUCCCCGAGCAACGACAGCGCUUCCGACCUCUGCACGGCCCUCUCGCACGCGCAGGCGACGGCACUGCCACGGGAGGUGGUCCUGGGCUCCAGGUUCAGCUCCCGCGCCUCGCUGAGGAGCGCAGUAGCUCCCUGCCUCCGUUCGCCCUUCUCGCUCGCGCUGGUCCUGGCGCCUCAGCUGAUCACGCCGAGAUUCAGACUCGCUUCCUAGAUCUCGCUGAGCAGCAUCAAAACCAACUGCCACUGAUCGCCCUUCUCGCAAACGCAUACCGCAUCGUUGUAGCUGAUGACGCCGGGCUCCAGCUUCGCCAGCCUCAUCGCGCCGAGCAGCGCCAAAGCCCGCUGCCACUGCUCGCCCAACACGCAAGCGCUGAUCGCAGCGCUGUAACUGAUGACGUUGGGAUCCAGCAUCGCCUGUCGUAUCUCGACGAGCAGCGCCACCGCUCGCUGCCACUGUUCGCCCUUCCCGCAUGCGCUGAUACCAGCGCUGUAGCUGGUGACGUCGGGCUCCAGCUUCGACUCCCACAUUUCGCUGAGCAGCCCCAACGCCCUCUGCCACUGCUCGCCCUUCUCGCACGCGCUGAUUCCAGCGUUGUAGCUAAAGACGUCAGGUUCCAACUUCGCCUCACACAUCUCGCUUAGGAGUGCCAACGCCCGCUGCCACUGCUCGCCCUUGACGCACGCGCUGAUCCCAGCGCUGUAGAAAGAUAAUGUUGGACUCCAGCUUAGCCUCCCGCAUCUCGCAAAGCAGCGCCAAAGCCCGCUGCCACUGCUCGCCCUUCUCGCACGCGCUGAUACCAGCGCUGUAAUAUGACGUUGGGCUCCAGCUUCGUCUCCCUCACCUCGCUGAGCAAAGCCAAUGCCUGCUGCCACUGCUCGCCCUUCCCGCACGCGCUGAUCCCAGCGUUAUAGCUGACUCAUGACGCUGGGCUCAACAUUCGCCUCCCGCAUCUCGCUGAAAAGCGCCAAAGCUCGCUGCCAUUGCUCGCCCUUCUCACAAGCGCUGAUCCCUGCACUGAAGGCUAUGACUCCAGGCUCCAGCUUCGCCUCCGACAUCUCGCCGAGCAGCGCUAAAGACCACUGCCACUGCUCGCCUUUCUCGCACGCGCUGAUCCCAGCGUUACAGCUGACUACAAAUGACGUCGGGCUCUAGCUUCACAUCCCGCAUCGCGGUGAGCAGCGCCAACGCCCGCUGCCACUGCUCGCUUUUCUCGCACGCGCUGAUCCCAGCGUUGUAGCUGACUAAUAAUGUCGGGCGCCAGCCUCGCCUCCCACAUCUCGCUGAGCAACACCAAAGACCGCUGCCACUGCUCACCCUUCUCGCACGCGCUGAUCCCAGCGUUGUAGCUGAUGACGUUGGGCUCCAGCUUCACCUCCCGCAAUUCGCUCAGUAGUGACAAAGCCUGCUGCCACUGCUCGCCCUUCUCACACGCGCUGAUCCCAGCGUUGUAGCUUACCUGGCUGCUAUGGGUUCCCUGGGGCCCUCGGGGCUCAGAUGGAGCUUCGGUACACAGCCAACCUCUUGCAAGCAGGGGGUCCUGCAGUGUAUCAGAGAUGACGUUAGGCGCCAGCUUCGCCUCCCACAUCUCGCUGAGCAACGCCAGAGCUCGCUGCCACUGCUCGCCCUUCUCGCACGCGCUGAUCCCAGCACUGCAGCUGAUCACGUUGGGCUCAAGUAUCGCGUCCCACAUCUCGCUGAGUAGCGACAAAGCCCGUUGCCACUGCUCGCCUUUCUCGCACGCGCUAAUCCCAGCGUUGUAGCUGACUCAAUGACGUCAAGCUCCACGCUCGCCUCCCACAUGCCGGUAAACAGCGCCAAAGCCCGCUGCCACUGCUCGCCCUUUUCGCACGCGCUGAUCCCAGCGUUGUAGCUGACUAGGAUGACGUCGGGCUCCAAUCUGGCCUCCCGCAUCUCGACGAGCAGCGACAAGGCUCGUUGCCACUGCCAGCCCUUCUCGCACGCGCUGAUCCCGGCGUUGUAAUGACAUCGGGCGUCAGCCUCGCACGCCUCAUCUGGCCGAGCAGCGACAGGGCCGGCUGCCACUGCCCGCCCUUCUCGCACGCGCUGAUCCCGGCGCUGUAUAUGACAUGACGCUGGGCUCCAUCUUCGACUCCAACAUCUCGCUGAGCACGGACAGUGCCUGUUGCCACUGCCGGCCUUUUCCGCACGCGCUGACAGUCGCAAGGUAGUGGCCUCGAGAAACUUCCACACCUGCUCGAAUUCCGUCGCGAAGCAACUGCAGUGCUGCGCUCCACUGUUUUGUCUGACCGCACUUCUUGAUGGACACCUCGCAGGAAACAGCGUCCUCUCGAGACCGUCGCUGGAUGUCUAGCAUCCAUGAAGAGAAGGCAGGAGGCUCGGAGGGCCCUGUCCAACAUGGUUUUGAGCAAAGACGCCUUGAGCCAAAA